Tilletiopsis washingtonensis is the source of this 931-nucleotide messenger RNA. RefSeq lists its product as hypothetical. The record is from RefSeq and is a predicted model, not a curated record. NCBI's taxonomy places the organism in Eukaryota, Fungi, Basidiomycota, Exobasidiomycetes, Entylomatales. The transcript has a single exon. The coding region runs from base 287 to 892 and encodes 201 amino acids.
UAGGCCGUGUUGGGCUGCGAGUCGAGCGCGGGCAGCUGGAAGCGCACCUCGUCGGUCGACGGGCCGUCGAUGACGCCGACGGGCUGUGCGAGCCAGUGCGCAUCCUCGACGGGCAUGUGCUGCCACGCGCCGAAGAUGGACAGAAGACUCGUCAGAAGCGUCACGAUCCAGAAGACGAACCACGCUGCAGAGCGAGCCAUCAGUUGUGCUCGUUGGCGGCUGCUCGUUGGACUCACCUGCGUCGACGCCCCGCCCGUACACGGCCGAAAAGUUGCCGCCGAGGAAGAUGACCGUCGAGACGGCGACAAAGGCGGCGCCAACGGCGGUGCUGCGCAGCGUCAGCUCAUGCCGCAGCUCGCACGAACACACUACUCACGUGGCGAGUAGCAGGCCGAGCACGGGCUUGCGGGAGAGGUUGCGCAGCAGCGCCUUUGCCUCGCUGCUCGGCGUCGCGUCCUGCGCCAGCUUGCAGAUGAUGUACAGCACGUGGCCGCAGCGUGCGAAGAAGAGCAUCAUGAUGAUGACGAUGAGGGCGAGCAGCAGCGACGAGCUGUUUCGCUGCAAGCAGUGUCAGCAUCGGCGCGGACAUGCGUUGCAAGGCGGCCACUCACGCGGGCAUCAACUGUGGCGCGCUUCUGCGGCUGCACAGCCCGAGCGACGAGCUGUGGUGCGGCAGUCGGAGCAGGCGCUGGCUGGCGCCUUGCGAGUGCAGCCGUCGGCGCGGCUGGAGCGGCCAUGCGGCGUUCCGGCGCAGCAGACGACGAUGCGGUGCGGCUCGCAGCAGAGAGGAAUCCGGAGGCCGACGCCGUGCCCGUGGCUUGCGCCGCAGACAGCACCGACGCAACCGAAGCAGACCUCGACGCGGCCGUGCGGCUCGAGAAGCCGUCGAUGACCGACGAGGCGGCGCGGUCGGCGUCGAUGGAUGCCUGGU